GAGCAAAUAUAAUAUUACUAAGCACAACUUUAGGCCUUAAUUGACCCCUAUAAUUAGAGUAAUUUCCUUUGCUAAUUCUUGAAAAUCCCAAGCAACUAACACUCCACCUUACAAAACACAAGAUGAGGGUGUUAGCUCGAGCUAAUAUAAUCAUGCUCAAGCAUUUCUUCCUCUUCCCCUUUUUGUUAGCCUCGGCUUAUGCUUUAUCUUCAUCCCCCUCCGUCAUUAUUGUCGGCGCCGGAAUGUCAGGGAUUUCGGCGGCAAAAAGACUUCAAGAUGCAGGGAUCAAAGAUUUCCUAAUACUAGAGGCAACCGAUCGAAUCGGUGGCCGAAUCAAGAAGACUCAAUUCGCAGGACAUACAGUUGAGAUGGGAGCAAAUUGGCUUCAUGGAGUAGGAGGUCCAAAGAGAAACCCUCUCUAUGAAAUGUCUAAAAAAAUUCACCUUAAAAAAUUUUACUCCGACUUCAACAAUGUCUCACUCAACACCUAUAAGCAAGAGGGUGGAAAGUACAAGGAAAAUGAGGUAGAUGCUGCGUUUAGUAAAGCUGAAAAAACAUUAGACUAUGGUGAAAAGCUCUCAAAGGUUUUGAAUUCGAAGAAUAAUGGGGAUGAUAUGUCCAUUUUGAGUCUUGAACGCCUCCAGAAAACCGAUCCAAGAAGUACCCUAGAAAAAAUGGUGGAUUUCUUCACUUUCGAUGGAGAACAAGCAGAGGCACCAAGGGUAACAAGCUUGAGGCAUGUACUACCAAUGACCGAGUCCCAUGAUUUUGGUGAAAAUGCAUACUUUGUAGCUGACUCUAGGGGUUUUGAGAGCUUGGUUCAUCUUAUUGCCAAACAAUUCCUCUCCUACAAAAAUGGUGCUAUCAAUGAUCCUAGAGUCAAAUUUAAUCAGGUUGUCACAGAGAUUGACCAAUCAAAAGGUGGAGUAACGGUAAGAACGGAAGAUGGGAAGCAAUACCAUGCCAAACUCGUUAUUCUGUCUCCUAGCCUUGGUGUGUUACAAAGUGAACUUAUCAGCUACAAACCAGAACUUCCUCUAUGGAAGAGGCGCGCAAUCGCAGAGUUUAGCAUUGGAGUUUAUACCAAGAUAUUCCUCAAGUUUCCCCGUACAUUUUGGCCUGUUGGCAACAGCACUGAAUUUUUCUUUUAUGUUCAUGAACGACGAGGAUAUUACGCGAUUUGGCAGCAUUUGGAUAACGAAUAUCCAGGAUCGAACGUUAUGUUUGUAACAUUAACAGACGACGAGGCUAUAAGAGUAGAGCAACAAUCCGAUGAAGAAACAAAAGCAGAAGCAAUUGAAGUAUUGAGAAAAAUGUUUGGGAAAAACAUCCCUGACGCAACACAUAUUAUGAUUCCUCGUUGGAAAUCUGAUAGAUUUUACCGUGGUUGUUUCACUAAUUGGCCGGUUGGCUAUCCUCAAGAGCGCCAUGACCAGUUGAGGGCUCCAUUUGGUAAAAUAUACUUCACAGGAGAGCAUACACACCCCAAAUUAUUUGGAUAUGCCGACGGUGCAUAUUAUUCAGGUGCUGAUACUGCAAAGGAUGUAAUAAAAUGCUUGAGGAAUAAGAGUUGCAGUGGAUAGCUGAGCUCCAAACAAGAAUAACUAUGGCCUGGGUUUCUGUCCUUAAUUAAUUAUUACGGAGUAAUUAAUUAAUAUUGUUGGAUUAUAAAUUCAUUAAUAUUCCGUACUAUACUGAUUAGGACUCUGGAAAAGAGUUUUGAUGUGCCAUCUCAAUUAUCAAUGUGAUAUUUUUGUAUGAAACUUUCUUAAUUGUCAAUUUGUCAUUGGAGUACUAGUGAUUUUCCUAUAUUCGUAUUUAUUUAUGUGUGAGAAUUAGUUUAAUUUGUAAAGGUUGUCAAAGAAAUUGACCCAUGAAAAGGUAGUGUAAAGUAAAAAACGGAAGAUGGAAAUUUAAGAAAUAUUGUGUCAA
Molecule: messenger RNA, 1932 nt
Organism: Chenopodium quinoa (quinoa)
Lineage: Eukaryota; Viridiplantae; Streptophyta; Magnoliopsida; Caryophyllales; Amaranthaceae
Product: polyamine oxidase-like
Exons: 9
Coding region: 123-1583 (486 amino acids)
Molecular function (GO): oxidoreductase activity
Source: RefSeq, a predicted model, not a curated record